Molecule: messenger RNA, 961 nt
Organism: Trichoderma atroviride IMI 206040
Lineage: Eukaryota; Fungi; Ascomycota; Sordariomycetes; Hypocreales; Hypocreaceae
Biological process (GO): phosphatidylinositol biosynthetic process
Cellular component (GO): Golgi apparatus; membrane
Molecular function (GO): CDP-diacylglycerol-inositol 3-phosphatidyltransferase activity
Source: RefSeq, a predicted model, not a curated record
AUGCAUCUAAUGCCUCCGCAAAGGGCGUUGGCGCAGCGAGGCCAGCGCGGCUUGGACGACUCCGGUCACGAUGCCGAAAGACGCCCCGAAAACAUCUUUUUGUUCUGGCCCAAUAUCAUCGAAUAUAUCCGAGUCAUCUUGGCCAUCUCCUCUCUAUACUACAUGCCCCUCCAUCCACGCACAUGCUCUCUUCUCUACGCCAUAUCAUGCCUUCUCGAUGCCCUCGACGGAUAUGCUGCUCGAAUCCUGAACCAGGGAACGCAAUUCGGCGCAGUCUUGGACAUGGUCACCGACCGCUGCACUACAUCGUGUCUUUUGGUCUUCUUGGCGACGGCUAUCCCUCGCUGGGCUCUUGUUUUCCAGGGGUUGAUUGCGCUGGACUUUGCUAGCCAUUAUAUGCACAUGUACGCAUCUUUGGUGGUUGGCGGUGCUGGCUCGAGCCAUAAGAACAUUGAUAGGAGUCAGGGCUGGUUGAUGAAGGUGUAUUACUCGAACAAGAUUGUCUUGUUUUCUCUUUGUGCGUUCAACGAGCUCUUCUUCAUCGCCUGCUACCUCUUGUCCUUUUCGUCACCCGUCAUUCCUCUCUAUCUCAACGCCGAUAUCGAUGGACACGGCCCCUUGCACCCAAAAGUAGAAGUCGACACUUCGCUCUUGGCCAAGAUGUUUCCUGAUCCCUUCAGCUCUGCGGCACUUGAGCUGGCGCGCUCCAACAAGAUUGACAAGUACUGGCCGAAUGUUAUAGCGACGGGAUGCUUCCCCUUUAUGGCGCUGAAGCAGGUGAUUAAUGUUAUCCAGCUGGUUCAAGCUAGUCAGCGGCUGGCGAGGGUAGACGUGCAGCGAAGACGGGAGAUGAAGCAAAGAUGAUUUUGUCAAUGUCAAUCUUAUUCAUGUGACAAGGAGCUCUUCCAUUUAAUCACACAUAGAUGUACUCAAUUAUAUCGUUGAUGCCAAGGAUCAAAUC